GCACGUUGGCCGCAUUCCCAAGCCCGGGAUUUGAGGGAGAGGAGGGAUUUGUCGAGGGGCGCGAUUCGCUGCUCUUCCUCCAGCCUCCUACUGCUCGCCUCCGGUGUGGGGGUGCGCUGCGGUGGGCGGAGGGGAGGCCAGGGCAUCGAGAGGCGAACCGAGGGAGGAGAGGCGAACCGAGGAAGGAAAUGGCGGCGUGGACCUCCGUGGGCCUCGUGGCGGUGGCCGUGCUGGUCGUCGGCAUCGCAAUGCCGGCCUCCGCCGCCGUGCAGCCGCCCGCGCCCGCGCCCUCCAGCGACGGCACAUCGAUUGACCAGGGCAUCGCAUACGUGCUGAUGCUGGUGGCCCUUGUGCUCACCUACCUCAUCCACCCGCUGGACGCGUCCUCCCCGUACAGGCUCUUCUAAUCUAAUCAAUAAUUCGGGUUGUACCUGUAGAGGUAGCUAGCAGCUGUGCGAUGAUGAUUUAGGUGUGUGUGUGUGUGGUGUUCUGUUUUUGUAUGCGCGUCAGAUGAUUAUGUAUGGACAUGUUUGGUGGUGGCAUGAUUCUGCCAUCAUGUGAGUGUUUCGCUAUUUAGUUCA
Molecule: messenger RNA, 581 nt
Organism: Aegilops tauschii subsp. strangulata
Lineage: Eukaryota; Viridiplantae; Streptophyta; Magnoliopsida; Poales; Poaceae
Product: arabinogalactan protein 20
Source: RefSeq, a predicted model, not a curated record